Molecule: messenger RNA, 739 nt
Organism: Anolis sagrei ordinatus
Lineage: Eukaryota; Metazoa; Chordata; Lepidosauria; Squamata; Anolidae
Gene: GPHA2
Product: glycoprotein hormone subunit alpha 2
Biological process (GO): cell surface receptor signaling pathway
Cellular component (GO): extracellular region
Molecular function (GO): hormone activity; hormone receptor binding
Source: RefSeq, a predicted model, not a curated record
GGAGGAGGUAAGAGCCUUCCCAGCUUGGAAGAGACGGCGGAGAGAGCGGACGUUCCUUCAAACUGCCAAAGCACCUAAGGGAUUCGUGAUGGACAUGCUGGCCUUCGUCCUUCCCUUCCUGUUGGCUACGGGCCACGGGCUUGGUUGCCACCUCCACUCCUUCAACGUGACCCUCAAGAGUGACCGCCAAGGUACCUGCCGGGCCAGUCAAACCCUCCAGGCUUGCGUCGGCUACUGCGAGUCCAGCGCUUUCCCUUCCAAGUACUCCGUCCUCUUGGCCAGCGGCUUCCAGCGCAACGUCACCUCCGUCUCCCAGUGCUGCACCAUCGCCAAGAUGCAGAAGGUCAAGAUGCGACUGCGUUGCGGGGAGACCCUGCGCGAAACAGUGGAGCUCUUCACGGCCAAGGCUUGCCAAUGCGACAUGUGCCGCCUCUCCAGAUAUUAGGAGCGUACCAUUUCUGCCGGCAUCUUUUGUGCCUACUUUGCUAGCCUCAAAACAUGAAAUUGCAUGGGAAUCAAACCUUCUUGGGGUGCAUCACAGGGUUGUGAGCAACUGAGGGGUGUACUAGAUGGCCUCUGGGGUGCCCUCCAAUUCUAGAGUAGCACGAUCCACCUAUAUUGAAUCAGUAGUAGUGGGGCUAACAAGUAUGAGCCUGCCUCUUAUUUGGAGAAUUUAUUCUGUUGCUGUUAUUUGAGGUCAACUUCGUUUCCUUCCUAUGAGAUCCCCAAACAUAAGUAA